GCUGCACACAGACUUUUGUUAAUCUCAUUGAAGUUCUAACUGCAGUUUGUGUUUUCAGUGUGCGUCCCUUUUGAUUGACACUUCAGAGCAAUAAGAGCUAGAUAUGCCAGAGAUCAUGGGGGAAGAUAAGAACAAGAAGGCUCUUCAGUUCAUCGAAGACGUCACGGCUAAUGCCGACGAAGUUCAGAAACGGGUUCUCGCCGAAAUCCUCUCCCGCAGCGUCGACGUCGAGUACUUGCGCCGCCACGGCCUUAACGGCCGGACGGACCGCGAGACCUUCAAGAAGGUGGUGCCUGUGGUCACAUACGAGGAUCUUCGGCAGGACAUUGAGCGCAUCGCAAAUGGCGAUGCCUCGCCGAUCCUUUGUUCGAAACCCAUAUCAGAGUUUUUGACUAGCUCGGGAACGUCGGGCGGAGAGAGGAAACUGAUGCCGGCAAUAGAGGAGGAGCUGGGGAGGAGAGGCUUGCUUUACAGCCUGCUGAUGCCUGUGAUGAACCAGUUUGUUCCGGGCUUGGAAGAUGGGAAAGGAAUGUAUUUUCUGUUCAUAAAAUCAGAAGCUCGGACUCCGGGAGGACUCGUCGCUCGACCUGUCUUAACAAGCUACUACAAGAGUUCAAAUUUCAAAGACAGGCCUUAUGACCCCUACACCAACUACACGAGUCCAAAUGAGACAAUUCUCUGUGCAGAUUCUUACCAGAGCAUGUACUCUCAGUUACUAUGCGGCCUCUGCCAGAACCAGGAAGUACUCCGAGUCGGUGCGGUCUUCGCUUCGGGGUUCAUUCGGGCCAUCCGUUUUCUCGAGAAGCACUGGGCUCUCCUUUGCAACGACAUUCGAACCGGAACCCUAGACAGCAGAAUUUCUGACCCAUCGGUGAGAGAAUCAGUCGCGAUGAUCCUCAAACCGAACCCUAAGCUUGCGGACUUAAUUGAGAAGGAAUGCGGUGGGGAGUCCUGGAGAGGGAUCAUUCCUAGGCUGUGGCCCAACACAAAGUAUAUUGAUGUUAUUGUGACAGGAACCAUGUCUCAGUAUAUUCCAACUCUCGAUUACUACAGCAAUGGCCUCCCACUGGUUUGCACCAUGUAUGCUUCUUCAGAGUGUUACUUUGGGUUGAACCUCAAUCCUUUGUGCAAACCAAGCGAAGUCUCCUACACCCUCAUUCCCACCAUGGCCUAUUUCGAGUUCUUGCCAGUGAAUCGGAGAAAUGGGUUCACCGAUUCUGCCCCAAAACUGACGUCGCUGAGUGCGGAGGAGCAGCGGGAGUUGGUUGAGCUUGUGGAUGUGAAACUCGGCGAAGAGUAUGAGCUCGUCAUCACCACUUAUGCAGGUCUUUACCGUUAUCGUGUUGGAGACAUACUUCAAGUAGCUGGAUUCAAGAACAAAGCACCCCAAUUCAACUUCAUGUGUCGAAAGAACGUUGUUCUGAGCAUUGACUCCGAUAAAACAGACGAAGUUGAGCUACAAAAUGCAGUGAAGAAUGCAGCUAUCCAUCUUGCCCCAUUUGAGGCAUCUCUCAUAGAAUACACAAGUUGUGUCGACACAUCAACUAUUCCAGGCCACUAUGUUCUAUAUUGGGAAAUAGGUCAUGUUGGUGAAACCUCAAUUCCCCCAUCAGUGUUUGAGGAUUGCUGCCUCACACUGGAAGAAUCACUCAAUAGUGUAUACCGCCAAGGCCGGGUCUCGGAUAAGUCAAUCGGCCCUUUGGAGAUAAAAGUAGUAGAGGGAGGCACAUUUGACAAACUCAUGGAUUAUGCCCUAAGCCAGGGUGCUUCAAUAAACCAAUACAAGGCACCUCGUUGUGUGAAAUAUGCACCCAUCAUUGAGCUUCUAAACUCUAGGGUUGCCUCAAACUAUUUUAGUCCAAAAUGCCCAAAAUGGGUUCCAGGUCACAAGAAAUGGUGCAACAAUAGUUGAAGAGCUAGAGUUUGAACAUGCAAGUGAAAGAAUUAUUGGUCAUAUCGAAGUAGAGAUCGAGUAAAUUACUUUUCCUUUUAUAAUGCUAUAAAUCCUAUCUUUUUUCUUCUCUAUGAAUUUGUUAAACUGUUCAAUUAUGUGUGUAUCUGGAAAAAAAAAUGGCCUUCAAGAAAAAAAAUUGCCAUUGUGUUUUUUAUAUAUAUUUUAUUAAUCAUUGUGUUGUA
Malania oleifera is the source of this 2136-nucleotide messenger RNA. Its product is annotated as indole-3-acetic acid-amido synthetase GH3.6-like. Bases 104 to 1912 code for a protein of 602 amino acids. The record is from RefSeq and is a predicted model, not a curated record. NCBI's taxonomy places the organism in Eukaryota, Viridiplantae, Streptophyta, Magnoliopsida, Santalales, Ximeniaceae. Gene Ontology annotation, molecular function: indole-3-acetic acid amido synthetase activity. Gene Ontology annotation, cellular component: cytoplasm. The transcript has 3 exons.